AUGUGGAGUGCCCGUGUGUACUUUGGUCGUGUUUCAUAUGUUUGUCAUCAUUUUGUCCGCAAUAUAAGUACAGAAACAAGCAAGAAGAUGCGAUUUGUGCAGUUUGAAGUGAAUGGUGCACAGAAGGUUGGUGUGGAAUUAUCCGAUGGAGGUGACAUUGUCGACUUAAAUGAAGCCGACAAAGAAAUUCCACACGAUCUAAGAAGCUUCAUUGCGGGAGGACAGGCUCAGUUGUUGAGGGCCAAGAGCGCUGUAGAGAGUGGACACCACAUCAUGAAACGAGAUGGUGUCCGGCUGCUUGCUCCUAUUACAGCCCCUGAGAAGGUCAUCUGCAUCGGCAUGAACUACAUAGACCACUGCAAAGAACAAAACGCCCCUGUCCCAGUGGAGCCAGUGAUAUUCAGCAAGUUUGCCAGUGCCAUUGUUGGACCCUAUGAUGAUCUGCAGUACUGUGACGAAACACAGGAACUGGACUGGGAGGUGGAGAUGACAAUUGUCAUCGGGAAGACUGGAAGACAUAUUAAGAGGGAGGACGCCAUGAGUCACGUGUUUGGCUUCACCGUGGCACACGAUGUCAGUGCCCGAGACUGGCAGAUGAAGAAAAAUGGCGGCCAGUGGCUUCUGGGUAAAACAAUGGACUGUUUCUGUCCUCUCGGGCCGGCUGUCGUCAUGAAGGAAGAUAUCAAGGAUCCCCACAAUCUGCGACUGUGGUGUAAGGUGAAUGGGGUGACCAAGCAGGACAGCACUACCAGUAAUCUUGUCCACAAGACAGAGGAGCUGCUGGUGUUUCUGUCAAGGUUCCUCACUCUGAGACCAGGAGAUAUCAUCCUAACAGGAACUCCCCCUGGUGUUGGAGUUUUCAGGAAACCCCCAGAGUUCCUUAAGAGAGGAGACGUUGUUGAAUGUGGAAUUGAAGAUAUUGGCAAAACCAUCAACAAUGUUGUUUGAGACAGAAUAUAACAUCUUAAUGGAAAAUUCAGUAUUGCUGGAUGACAGGGUCUUUUACUUUGAAACAGCUUGUCUAUGUAUACAAUCAGAUUCAUUCCAGUUAUUCAGAUGCAUGCUUAACUCAGGUGUGUUGAAUAUUUGCAUAAAAUAUCCAGUACAAAUUUGAUUUUAUCAACUGACCACUAAGUUACUUGUGUACAAAUAUGCAUGAAAGAUUUUGUAGUAUUACUGCACUGGGCAGGAGUACACAAUGUUUCUUUUCAACAGAGGUGCCUAUUUUCCUUUAAAGAUCAUAUAAUUUUACGAUCAAAUGCAAGCACAGUAGUUAUGUGAGACUCGCUAAUUGGUACAUGUAAUUACACCUGUAUAUGUUGCAGUUGUGAGUUUAACCAACAUAUUACACUCUUGGAGCUUAUGUGACAGAUACAAAUAAAAAGUCACCUGAAACAGAAUUUUGAGAAGAAUUUUUUUAACUAAUUGGUCUCUGGGGAGUAGAUCAAUGCUCAGGAUGUUGACCACUGGAUUGUCUUGUCCAGAUUCGAUCAUUUACAGACUGCUGCCAUAUAGCAGGAAUAUUGCUGAGUGCGGCAUUAUACAGCAAACAUGGGAGUUGAAAUACCAAAA
This is a messenger RNA of Haliotis rubra (blacklip abalone), 1572 nucleotides long. RefSeq names its product fumarylacetoacetate hydrolase domain-containing protein 2-like. NCBI's taxonomy places the organism in Eukaryota, Metazoa, Mollusca, Gastropoda, Lepetellida, Haliotidae. Bases 1 to 948 code for a protein of 315 amino acids. The transcript has 7 exons. The record is from RefSeq and is a predicted model, not a curated record. Gene Ontology annotation, molecular function: hydro-lyase activity.